UUGAAGCAGAAUAGCGCACUCUUGAAGCAAUUUUUUUGAAACUCAGAGCUAGAAAGAGAAAAAAAUGGCCGGAGCACUAGGGGGUGGGAUGAAAGUGGUGGUUUUAGGGGCGAAGAAUUCGUCUGUAUUUGGUGGUUUUCCGGUGAAUAAUCCGUCGACAGUGGUGUGUUUCCCGUCGGAAAUUAACCGGAAAUUUGGAGGAGUGGCGGCUUGUGCUACUUCGCCGCCGACAACAAGGAAGCCGAGAGGAAUAAUGAAGCCGAGACCAAUUUCUCCUGUUCUUCAAGAACUUGUGGGUGCUCCAGAAAUUUCUAGAACCCAAGCUCUUAAGGUCAUCUGGGCCCACAUCAAAGCCAACAAUCUUCAGGACCCCAACGACAAGAAAGUCAUCGUAUGUGACGAGUUGCUGAAGAAAAUAUUCGCAGGAAAGGAACGCGUGGGUUUUCUCGAGAUCUCAGGAUUGAUCACUCCUCACUUGCUUUAGCUGCUCAAUUCUGGUCAUCACCAACCAUGGACUCGUGGAGUUUGUCUACCUAGUAUCUUAGUUUUUAGUAGAAAAUCGAGCUGCAGAGUCUUUGCAUUAGAUGUGCCCUUUUGCUUGUUAUUAUGGGUUUGAGCAUCAUUUUGCUAAGUUUUGACUUGCAACUCAGUACAUUUGCUACUCCAGGUGUUAGUGUCUUUUCCAGAACAAUGAUCAAGGGAUUUAGGAAAUCAGAAGAUAAUUAGAUGUUCAAAGUUUUUGUAUCAAAACCAUAAUUCUGAAGAUCAUUAGUUUGUAUUUAUCUGAAGUUCUUUGGCAGUCAUAUUAUCUUAUUA
This is a messenger RNA of Spinacia oleracea (spinach), 816 nucleotides long. Its product is annotated as upstream activation factor subunit UAF30. NCBI's taxonomy places the organism in Eukaryota, Viridiplantae, Streptophyta, Magnoliopsida, Caryophyllales, Amaranthaceae. The record is from RefSeq and is a predicted model, not a curated record. Bases 65 to 484 code for a protein of 139 amino acids. The transcript is spliced from 2 exons.